AUGUCCCGAUUCCUCCGUCCCGCAGCACGCCUGGCGUCCUCUGCCAGAGCUGCCUCCCUCCGCACCUCCCCCAUCUCUCAAUUCGUUAGCCGGCCUGCUGCUUUCACCAUCCAGUCACGGACAUAUGCCGACGCAAAGGGAACCAAGGACUACACUGUCCGAGAGGCCCUCAACGAGGCCCUCGCCGAGGAGCUUGAGGCCAAUGACAAGGUCUUCGUUCUGGGUGAGGAGGUCGCUCAGUACAACGGCGCAUAUAAGGUCACAAAGGGUCUUCUGGACCGGUUCGGCGAUAAGCGUGUCAUUGAUACACCCAUCACCGAGAGCGGUUUCUGUGGUCUCGCCGUUGGCGCUGCCCUCAGCGGACUGCACCCUGUGUGCGAGUUCAUGACCUUCAACUUCGCCAUGCAAGCCAUCGAUCAGAUCGUCAACUCCGCCGCUAAGACCCUCUACAUGUCCGGUGGCAUCCAGCCCUGUAACAUCACUUUCCGCGGCCCCAAUGGCUUCGCCUCUGGUGUUGCUGCGCAGCACUCUCAGGACUACUCAGCCUGGUACGGCAGCAUUCCUGGUCUGAAGGUCGUCUCCCCUUGGAGUGCCGAGGACGCCAAGGGUCUGCUCAAGGCGGCCAUCCGCGAUCCCAACCCCGUCGUCGUUCUCGAGAACGAGCUCAUGUACGGCCAGACUUUCCCCAUGUCGGAGGCUGCCCAGAAGGAUGACUUCGUUAUUCCCUUCGGCAAGGCCAAGAUCGAGCGCUCCGGCAAGGACUUGACCAUUGUCACGCUCUCCCGAUGCGUCGGCCAGGCUCUGGUUGCUGCUGAGAACUUGAAGAAGAACUACGGCGUCGAUGUCGAGGUUAUCAACCUGCGUUCCGUCAAGCCCUUGGACGUCGAGACCAUUGUUCAGUCUGUCAAGAAGACCCACCGCCUGCUUUCCGUUGAGUCUGGAUUCCCUGCCUACGGUGUCGGCUCAGAAAUCCUGGCUGUGACGAUGGAGUACGCCUUUGACUACCUUGAUGCGCCCGCCCAGAGGGUCACUGGUGCCGACGUCCCUACCCCUUACGCGGCCGGCCUGGAAGAGAUGGCUUUCCCUACUGAGCAGAUCAUUGAGAACUACGUCGCCAAGAUGCUGCGUCUGUAA
Messenger RNA from Colletotrichum paranaense, 1134 nucleotides. Its product is annotated as transketolase. The transcript has 2 exons. Gene Ontology annotation, molecular function: pyruvate dehydrogenase (acetyl-transferring) activity. Bases 1 to 1134 code for a protein of 377 amino acids. The record is from RefSeq and is a predicted model, not a curated record. Gene Ontology annotation, biological process: pyruvate decarboxylation to acetyl-CoA. NCBI's taxonomy places the organism in Eukaryota, Fungi, Ascomycota, Sordariomycetes, Glomerellales, Glomerellaceae.